Molecule: messenger RNA, 288 nt
Organism: Funneliformis geosporum
Lineage: Eukaryota; Fungi; Glomeromycota; Glomeromycetes; Glomerales; Glomeraceae
Source: the annotation of a GenBank genome assembly
AUGAAAUCAAGAAGCAACAUAAUAAGAGAAGUUAUGUAUUACCUACUUAAGAAGAAGUUUCAAAAUGAUUCUCUAAAUCGUUGGUUUAAUGAGCAUUCUGUUGCUAAAGGAUUGAAUUUACUUAAUAGAGAACAAUUUCCUGAUCUUUAUCUUAUAAUUGAUGGAAAAUUAAAAAGUUUACAAGAUGCUGGUAAAGGAGAAAUAAAAAAGAGUGAUGGAUUAGAAUAUGAAGAAGUUCAGGCUAUGCAUCAUCAGUUUUAUCAUGCAAAACUCCACAGGGAUUAUUAA